This is a messenger RNA of Otolemur garnettii (small-eared galago), 3002 nucleotides long. It is a transcript of the gene TMEM245, whose product is annotated as transmembrane protein 245. The coding region runs from base 27 to 2636 and encodes 869 amino acids. The transcript has 17 exons. NCBI's taxonomy places the organism in Eukaryota, Metazoa, Chordata, Mammalia, Primates, Galagidae. The record is from RefSeq and is a predicted model, not a curated record.
CUCGCGGCGGCGGCAACAGGGACGCGAUGGCAGACGGCGGCGUCCCUGCCGAGGCGCCCGGCUCGCGGGGCUCCCCCGGGCAGGCCCGGCGGGUCCCGCACGCUGUCGGGCCGGGCGGCGGCAGCAGCGGUGGGGAAACCCCGCGGACACCGGCGCUGGCGCUGCGCUUCGACAAGCCCAUCAAGCAGGCCUUUUACAACACGGGGGCCGUGCUGUUCGUGUGCCUGUGUUGCGGCGCCGCGGUGCUGGUCUACUUCAUCCUGGAGGCCUUUCUGCGGCCGCUGCUGUGGGCCGUGCUGUGCGGCACCUUCCUGCACCCCUUCAAGAGCUCGCUGACGCGCCUGGGCCGCCACUGGCUGCAGCGCCUGCACCGCGCGCACACGCCCAUCGUGCUGGCCGCGCUGCUGCUGCCCCUCUGCUUCCUCGACUACGGCGUCGAGGCCCUGGGCGAGCAGGUGCUGCGCCGGCGCCGCUUGCUGCUGCUCCUUGGAGCCGGCGGCCCGCUCCUCUAUGGCCUCUACUGCCUGGGCAGCUACCUGGGCGUGCAGGUGUUGCUGGCACAUGCCGGCGUGCUCAUCUGCCGCGGGCUGGACUACUUCAGCAGCCUGUGGAUCUGGACGUUGGUAGUUGGCUAUGUGUUGACUGUUUCAUUCAAGUGGAAUGCAAGCACUGAACGCUACUUGAGAGCAGUUUCAAUUCCUGUCUGGAUUAUAUUGCUUUUUCAUUUAGCGUCCCUGGCUGGCUCAUGGAGAAUUCCAGUAUUCCUGGUUAUUGUUUUUCUGAUGUCUGUGGGCACCCUCUAUGAAAAACAGAAUGGAAAAGAAGCUUCUGGGGCAGAGUUACCAGGGCAAGUUAUUUCCAUGGCAGCUUCUACUCUAGCAAACUUGGCCAUCUCUAUCACAGGGUACGAAUCAAGCAGUGAAGACCAGCCCUCGACUCAGCCUGCAGAAACCACAGAUAAGGGAGAGCCUCCUCCAACAUUGUCCUCCUCCCCUUCGGCCUCCUCCCCUUCACCCACGCUGGGCAGACAAAGGCCUGAAAUCGGAACGUUUCUUAGAAAGAAGAAGAAAACUAGUGAUAUCUACUUCGUGUCCCUCGUUUGGGCCAUCGUCAGCGUCCAGAUCUGGUUGAACCUGUGGAUCGUGCAGUUGUUACCAGUGCCUAUUGCAGUCUGGAUACUCAAGAAGCUGUUCAUUCACUUUGGAGCUGUGGACUUCCUGGAGAAGCGCUACCGAGUGUGGUGGGGAGUCGUGGAGAGCUUCCUGAAGGAGCGGCGAGGUGCUCUCGCCCCUUGGCCAAUUGUCGGGCUUGGGAAAUUCUUGUUGAAAGUUGAUAGCAAGAUGAUCAUCUGGUUGGAGAAGAUGUUAGAUAAAAUAAUUAGCAUUUUCAUCAUAUUUUUGUUAGUGAUAGGAACUCUUCUUUUAGCCCUACUCCUGACUGCAAAGGUACAUCAAGAGAGCGUACACAUGAUUGAAGUCACAAGUAAUCUGAUUAAUGAAACUGUAGCAAAUCACCCUGAGUGGGCAAAUUGGCUUCCUGAGGCUCAGGUAGUCCAGAGAGCCCUGAAUUCUGCGGCUAACAAUGUUUAUCAGUAUGGACGAGAAUGGAUAACACACAAGCUUCAUAAAAUUCUAGGAGAUAAGAUGAACAACACAGCCGUAAUUGAAAAGCAAGUGCUGGAACUUUGGGACCGACUGUAUCAUUCUUGGUUUGUAAAGAAUGUAACACAUUCUGGAAGGCACAAAGGACACAAGAUGCAUGUAAGUCGUCAGAAUAGCUGGCUGGGAGACAUUCUGGACUGGCAGGAUAUUGCCUCCUUUGUCCACGAGAACAUCGAGACAUUUCUUUCGAUCCUGGAGUCUCUGUGGAUCGUGAUGAGCCGGAACGUGAGCCUGCUGUUCACCACCGUCACCACGCUCCUGACCAUCCUCUUCUACAGCGGGACGGCCCUUCUCAACUUCGUGCUCUCCCUGAUUAUUUUCCUGACCACACUAUUUUAUCUAUUAAGUUCCAGUGAUGAGUACUACAAGCCAGUGAAGUGGGUGAUAAGCCUGACUCCACUCUCUCAGCCAGGCCCUUCCUCUAAUAUCAUUGGCCAGUCUGUGGAAGAAGCUAUCAGAGGGGUGUUUGAUGCUUCCCUCAAAAUGGCUGGUUUCUAUGGAUUGUACACCUGGCUGACUCAUACUAUAUUUGGCAUCAAUAUUGUCUUCAUACCAUCAGCUUUAGCAGCAAUCCUUGGAGCAGUGCCAUUUCUGGGGACGUAUUGGGCAGCAAUACCUGCUGUUCUAGACCUGUGGCUGACACAAGGGUUGGGAUGCAAGGCCAUUUUACUGCUGAUUUUUCACCUCUUGCCAACAUACUUUGUAGAUACUGCAAUCUAUUCGGAUAUAUCAGGAGGUGGCCAUCCGUACCUGACAGGCUUAGCAGUGGCUGGCGGGGCAUACUACCUAGGCCUGGAAGGGGCAAUCAUUGGGCCCAUACUUCUCUGCAUACUGGUGGUUGCUUCCAAUAUCUACAGUGCCAUGCUAGUGAGUCCCACGAAUUCAGUGCCCACGCCAAACCAGACCCCGUGGCCUGCUCACACUCAGCGGACCUUCCGUGACAUUUCUGAAGAUCUGAAAUCUUCAGCAGACUGACAUGGUUUCCACUACAGUGAUUUUUCUAGGAAUUUGAACCUUGACAGUGAGUUGAACUCAGCUGUGAGCCCUCGCCCUUUCAGCUGUGCCUAGGAAGUACGGUCCAGGAAAGAAGCAGAAGCCUCCUGGCCUUACAUACCCAGUGCCUGGACAAGAGAGAACUUGCUGUGGGCUGCUUUGCAUUUUAAAACACUGCUUGGGAGUUCAGAAAUGUGGUUUGAUCGCUACACAGUUGCUAAGAUGGCUUAAAAAGUUUGUUUGUACACUGGUACUAUAGUUUAAAAUGUUUCCACUUUGGUUAUCUAUAUUAUUAUACUAUGUAUUUAUAAUGUUAUUUUAAGGACUCUAAACUACUUGUUGUCGAAA